Cynara cardunculus var. scolymus (artichoke) is the source of this 996-nucleotide messenger RNA. RefSeq lists its product as uncharacterized. The record is from RefSeq and is a predicted model, not a curated record. The transcript has a single exon. NCBI's taxonomy places the organism in Eukaryota, Viridiplantae, Streptophyta, Magnoliopsida, Asterales, Asteraceae. The coding region runs from base 79 to 849 and encodes 256 amino acids.
UUCACUUUCCCAUUCCGUCACCGGAAAAUAAAUCUAAUCGGUCGGAGCUUUCAAAUAGAAGCUGUAAAACAAAAGCAGAUGGAUAUUUUCGAUAUCCAUAACGUGAAGGUGGAGAAAGCGAAUGCAACGCUACAGUACCGGCGCUUUCGAAAAAUCGCCAGACUGUUCCGGCUCGUGGAGCUGUUUUUAGCAGUGGUUUUACUCUCGUGGAUCUCGUCUCGCUUGCCGUUCGUUAUCAGAAUAUCUGGAGAGUACUUCCGGCAGCUUCUCUCCAUCGUCGUCAGUCCUCUCUUCAUUUUUUUGGUCGGUAACGUGAUUGUCUUAACUCUGGUGGUCAAAUCAGGCCAACUCACCGGAACUCCUAGUUCGGUAGGUAAUGACGGAAGUGAUCUGUAUGAAGAGAUUGUGAAUAAUGUAAGUGAAGAUGUUCCUCCUGUUCUCGAACCGGAGGAAAUUGUUUAUCAGGAUAAACGAAUCAUAUCUGAAGUAAAUACUAAACCGAUUGCUGGUAACUGCUGUAACGAAAACGAAAUUGAAGUUAGGAAUAAUCCGACGGCUAAUUCGGUUCCAGAUCUAGAUCCAAAAAUUUAUCGGAGAAGCCAGUCUGAGAACCUGACGAAGAGAGAGUGUUUUCUGGAGCUGGAUAAACUUUGCGGCAAGCUCAAGCGGUCGGAGACGGAAGUAGGACGGCGAAAAGUUGAUACUACGGUGGAGGUUGAGGAAGUGGACAACGUCGUCGACGAACUUAGCAAUGAAGAGUUUCAGAGGAGGAUCGAAGGCUUCAUCGCUAGACAAGUCAGGUUUCAUCAAGAAGAAAAAUUAGCAAUUGUUCCUCACAAUUUAAUGUGAUUUUCCGUACAAUUUUUCCAAAAGCGGAAUAAGAAAAAAAAAAAAUCAUAUUGCUACUUUCUUCAUCUGAUUUAUUUUCCUCCUUCCCUAUGUACAGUACUUCUACUAUUGGCCUCUUCAUGAUAUUAUCAGAUUCCAGAUUUCACA